Messenger RNA from Tribolium castaneum (red flour beetle), 668 nucleotides. Its product is annotated as cuticle protein 7. The transcript is spliced from 3 exons. Gene Ontology annotation, cellular component: extracellular matrix. Bases 115 to 576 code for a protein of 153 amino acids. Lineage: Eukaryota; Metazoa; Arthropoda; Insecta; Coleoptera; Tenebrionidae. The record is from RefSeq and is a predicted model, not a curated record.
CACAUACUCCAUAGUGUUACGAUUCUCAUUGUUAGUGAACGUUUUAGGCAAAGUAUAAAAGCCGGACCGUUCGGUUACAGCUUCAGUAUCAAAUUCGUUCUCGUUUCAUCAAACAUGUUCGCUAAGGUAGUUGCCAUUUCGGCCCUUGUUGCCGUCUCCAACGCCCUUAUCUCCGACGUUUUGCACGGACACGCCACCUCGUACAGCACCGGACACGUCGCCGCCCCCGUUAUCGCUCACGCCGCCCCCGUCUAUGCGCACGCCGCCUCCGCCCACGGGCACGCCGUUGACUACUACGCUUAUCCUAAAUACGAGUUCAACUAUGGAGUCAAGGAUGCCCAUACUGGUGACCAGAAGAGCCAGCAUGAGGUUAGAGAUGGGGAUGUAGUUAAGGGUUCAUAUUCUUUGGUUGAGCCUGAUGGUACCAUCCGUACUGUUCAUUACACUGCUGACCACCACAAUGGGUUCAAUGCUGUUGUUGAGAGACAAGGACACGCUGCCCAUCCUGCUGUGUAUGGGAAAGCUGUUGUCGCUGCUCCUGCUGUAGUUGCUGCUCCUGCUUACUACCACCAUUGAUUCGUGUGAUUGACUUGUUUCUGAUGCAAUUGUUUUUUAUACAUUUUUGUAUAUUUAUUUUUAUAAAUAAAGUUUAUACCAUUUUAUAAUAA